UCACGCGCCCGUCUCCGACACUCGUUCCGCGUCUGCCGCUAUUCUCGUUCGAACCGUACGUGUUUGUGUUUGUGUGUGUAUGUGAGAGAGUUCGUAAUCAGUACCCUACUGCGAACGAGCCUGUGCUAGUGAACCACCACAUCGAAUUUAUACUAUUUCAAAAUGUCGCAAAUAACAACCGAAAUUCGCACAUGCAAUUUGGAAUUUACUUCGCGCCAUAUCUGGAUAUCGUUGAAUACUUAACGUUUAAGCGAAUGUAGAAGAUAAAUACUAUACAAUUAAGUCCCACGACCAUAAACUAUGUGCCGGGUAAGGGCGAGUAGGACGUUCGAGCGCGAGGGCUGACGGCUCGGGGCCCGGGGUCGGUGCGAUGUGCUGGCGCGCGGCGGCGCUGGCGCUGCUCGUGGCGGCGGCGACUCGCGGCGCGGCCGGCGGCUGCGGCGUGGCGGAGUUCGCGUGCCGGAGCGGCGCGUGCGUGCGUCUGGACGCGUACUGCGACGGCGAGGCGCAGUGCGCGGACGGCAGCGACGAGCCCGUGCACUGCUCCGUGUGCAACCGCACGUACUACGGCCGCGUUGGUGUGGCGUACGGCGUGGCCGUGCGGGGCAGCCCGCGCGCGCCCUUCCUCUGCCACCUCACGUUCACGGCGGGCGGCGGCACCCACGGCGACCUCGUGCAGCUGGCCUUCGACGACUUCCGCGUGGGGCGCUACGAGGCGGGCGCGCUCGACGGCUGCCCGGACGGCUACAUGCAGCUAUCGGAGUUGGGCCGACCCUUCACCGGCGGCUCUUGGUGCGGCGCGGCCGAGGGCGUCGCGCUCUAUUACAGCGAAACGGCGACGGUCACCGUCUCGGUUAAGCUGUUUCGAGCGCGCCUGGGAGAACCGUUCGGGUUUAAGUUGAGAUACAAAUUCCUAGCGCAACGGGAUGCUAUAGUUAGGUUCGGCGCGCUGGAGGCCCCGCUGGAGCGCGGCGCGGUGUCGCCGGGCACGUACUGCACCCGCACGUACGAAGAGUGCCACCGCAAGCCCUGCCGACUGCAGAGUCCGAACUACCCUGGCAUGUAUCCUAGGAACGUGACUUGCUACUGGAGCCUGCGGCAGAAGGACAUCCCGACGUGCAAGCACGCCAUGAUCUCCGUGCGCCAGGAGCACUCGCACAAGAUGCAGAUCAAGCGAUCCAUAUCUAUGGCCAGCCUAAACAAGACGGGGCGCGCGGUGCGGGCGUGGCGCGAGUGCACGGGCGAGCGCGACCGGCUGAUCUUCUACGACGGCGCGUCCACGGACGACCCCGUGCUGGUGGAGUACUGCGGCGGCGACUGGCUGCCGCCUGUGACGUCGCGCGGGCCCGAGAUGCUGGUGGCGUUCCACUCGUCACCCUUCAGCGCGCCGCCGCGCGCCGCCGUGCCGCACGCGCCUUUGCGCGGCUUCGAGCUCGACGUCGACGUCAUCUUCGCUGACUCCGACUCGCUUGACUACGCGAGGGAGGCGCGGCGCUGCGAGUUCCACGUGAAGGCGUCGUCUUCGGACGAAGAGCUGGGCGCAGCGGGCGCGGGCGCGGGGGGGUCAGGCGGGGCGGGGGGUGCGAGCGGCGCGCGCGGCCGCCGGGGCCGCCUUCACGCGCCCACGCACACGCUGCCACCCAACACCACCUGCUCCUGGACCUUCCAUGGCCGACCCGGAGAUCUCGUGUGGAUAUACUUCUCAAGUUUCACGCAGUACUCGUUGGUAGAAAACAGAAGAGUCGAGAGCGGGGAACGCGACGAGGAGAGCGCGAUGACGGCGCCGCCGCGGGCGCUUGGGGGGGAGGCACGCGCGCAGGCACAGGCGGGCGCGUGCGCCGUGGAGCUGCGCGUGUGGGACGGCGGCGGCGCGGGCGAGGCGGGCGCUCUGCUGGGCCGCUACUGCGACGCCGCGCCCGCGCUGUGCGCGCGCGCCGCGCUCGCCAACGCCACGCGCCUGCCGCGCCCCUGCGCGCCGCCCGACGGCUACGUGUCCGCCGCCUCGCUCCUCUCCAUCUCGGCCACCACUCUACCCGGAACGGCGACGCACCCCUUGGCUUUCUCGCUGCAUUACGAGUUCGUGGACGCGAGGCUCGAGGGCGCGGCGCUGCCGAUCGCGGAGACGCGCGUGCGCACGGAGCCGGCCGAGUGCGCGCGCCGGCUGACGGUGCCGGGCGCGUUCGCGUCGCCGCGCAACGCGCUGUGGUUCGGGCGCGGCGGCGCGCGGCGGCUACGCUGCGUGUACCGGCUGCAGGCGGGCGGCGCGCCGUUGGAGCUGAGCGUGCUGGCGGCAGCGUUCGGGCGCGAGCCGCGCUGCGUGACGCGCGUGGACGCGGUGACGGGCCGCCCCGUGUGCUCGCCGGAGCCGGGCGAUACGCUCGAGGCGCGUCCCGGCGAUUUGCCGCUCGAAUUUGACGACGUCGACGAUGAAGUUCCUUCCUAUCUCCCACAUCUACGAAUUUACGAGUCGCCUUGGCCGGGAUACCGGGUGCCGGUGGCGUGCCUGUGCGACAACAGCAGCGCGCCGUGGAGCGCGGCGUCGGGCGGGCCGGCGCUGGAGCUGGAGCUGGUGGCGGGCGCGCUGAGCGCGGCGGAGGACCAGCGCCACGUGCACUUCCGCGGCGAGUGGCGGCGCCGCGCGGGCCCGCCCGACUGCGCCGCGCGCCGCCGCCUGCCGCCGCCCGGCCAGCACGUGCACCUGCUCUACCCCUACAGCUCAAACCGCAUGUCGGAGUGUGGCCCCGCGCCGUUCCUACUGGAGGCGCGCGGCAACCGCUCGGUGUUCCUGCGCGCGUGGGGCGAGGAGCUGCCGCUCGGUGCCGAGCCCGCCUGCCGCACCACCAACCGCCUGCUCGUGUACGACGCGCACACCUCUCGGCUGGUGAAGGCGAUAUGUCCGGGAGACGACGACGGCCGCACGGUGCACGUGUUCACGGAGGAGUGGUGGCGGCGCGGCGCCGGGCGCAGCGCCGCGCUGCUGGUCGCGUGGGCCGCGCGCGAGCCCGGCGUGGCGCACUUCGCAUGGAUGGAGGUGUGGCGUGCGGGCGGCGGCAACUCGUCGCUGUGCGCGCGCGAGUGCGCGGCGCUGGGCGCGUGCAUGGCGGGCGCGCUGUGGUGCGACGGCGCGGCCGACUGCCCGGGCGGCGCGGACGAGCGCGGCGCGUGCGGGGCCGGCGCGCGCCUGCUGGCCGCGCUGGGCGCGCCGGCGGCGGCGGGCGCGGCGGGCGCGCUGGCGGCGGCCGCGCUGCUGGCGCUGCUGCUGGCGGCCGCGCUGCGCCGGCGCCGCGCGCGCCGCGACAAGCGCCUGCUGGGCGCGCUGGCGGCCGGCCGCCGCUUCACGGAGGAGCUGCUGUACGACGGCUCGCGCGCCUCGUCGGCGGCGUCCUCCUGACGGCGCGAGCGCUCCGUCGAGUACAUCCACGUGGACCGCGAGACCACCGUGUGACCGCGCGACGGAGCGCGCCCCUAGCCUCGCGAUACGUUGACUGUACCCGCCCUCGACGUUGCCAAUUUUAAAGUAUUCACUGCCGAAAUGUCACCUUAGGGUACGAUCGUAACUUAAAACGAAGUAAUUAAGUGUACGUAUUAUAUUUCUUUUACUUUCUAUCCUUAUUCUGGACUCAGUGGGAAAAGUGCCGCCGAGCAUUAGUGUUGUGAUAUGAGAGGAUUAAAAGAGUUAUUAAAAGUGCGCCAGUGAGUUAUAUUUUAAGCGAAUCACUGUAUAAUGUAAUAUAUUGUAAGUACGUCUUCGGUAGAGUGGUGUACACAGUAGCGACUAUGGAGUUUCGUCGCCGGCGGACUCGCCCAUGCGUGUUGCCGUGCAACGUUGCGUGUUGCAGCGUAACGUUGCGUGUUGCUGCGUAACGUUGGGUGUUGUUGCGUAACGUUGCGUGUUGCUGCGUAACGUUGCGUGUUGCUGCAUAACGUUGCGUGUUGCUGCGUAACGUUGCGUGUUGCUUCGUAACUUUGCGUGUUGCUGCGUAACGUUGCGUGUAGCUCCAUAACGUUGCGUGUUGCUGCGUAACGUUGCGUGUUGCUGCGUAACCUUGCGUGCCGCGUGUUGUACUGGAACUCGUCAGUGUGAGGCUCGCCGGCCGCGGCCGUGCGACGUUUAUUUGUUAUAUUAUGUUGUUAUUGUUUGUGUAUAUUCUAUGAUGAUUUCGAUGAUCUAUCCCGUCCCUCGUUUUGACUUAAGUUGUGUAUCGCUAAUAUAUAUAUAUUAUUAAAAUAGAUCGA
This is a messenger RNA of Colias croceus (clouded yellow), 4236 nucleotides long. RefSeq lists its product as uncharacterized. The record is from RefSeq and is a predicted model, not a curated record. The coding region runs from base 371 to 3391 and encodes 1006 amino acids. Gene Ontology annotation, molecular function: protein binding. Lineage: Eukaryota; Metazoa; Arthropoda; Insecta; Lepidoptera; Pieridae. The transcript has 9 exons. Gene Ontology annotation, cellular component: plasma membrane.